Messenger RNA from Gavialis gangeticus (Gharial), 2320 nucleotides. RefSeq lists its product as uncharacterized. The transcript is spliced from 2 exons. NCBI's taxonomy places the organism in Eukaryota, Metazoa, Chordata, Crocodylia, Gavialidae. The record is from RefSeq and is a predicted model, not a curated record. Bases 119 to 817 code for a protein of 232 amino acids.
CAAUUUUGAGCUGCAUAAAGAGGGCAACACCCUGCAAGCAGCCUGCAGAGCACAUGCGAGCUAGCCAGCUAGCGAUCACAGAUUUUUCCUCCAUCGACCUCCAAUUCACUUGGACAGCAUGAGCCGAGGGAUGCGCCCCCCAGACCCCAUCAGGCGGACAUCUAAUUGGAGUUGUGGUGAGGUGCUGGACCUCAUUGCGAUAUGGGGAGAGGAGAUGAGGACUGUUGCAAUUACAGCAAAGGGAACUAAAAGAAACCGGCAGAAUCAGGCUGUUUGUGAGAGGAUUGCGGUACAGAUGGUGGCAUGGGGACAUCAGCGGGACUGGCUUCAGGUCAGGACCAAGUUAAAGUCCCUGAAAUCCCUCUAUGUGAGGAGCAGGAACACCAAUAGGGUGCCCAGGGCAGCCAGGUCCCCAAUUCCCUUCCACAAAGAGCUUGCAGACAUCCUUGAGUGGGAUCGUGCUGUGGCUCCUCACCGCACGGCCGCGGGGCUGGUCUGCUGUGACAAGCAAGAGGAGGAAAGCUGUGAAGCUGCCUCCUCCCAGCAGCCGCCUGCUGCUCCCCAAGAAAGUUCUGAGGACCCGGUGUCCCCUGGGACCAUCUUCCUGAGCCCCAUCACUGAACCGGGAACUCAGAAGACCCGGAAGGUGGACCCAGGACAGGAUGGCGGCAGCUCAAAUGACACAGAUAUUGAACACCCUGCAGAAAACCUCUCCAGAAAUCCCACGCUGAGAAGAGCAGCCUCUGCAUCUAGCAGCACAGAUGGUGCUGCCUGGCCUCAAGUAGACACUCCAAGUCUGAGGAUGUCCCAUAGUUGAAGGUGAAGAAGGGAGCACUGCGACCCACUCCUUGAUAACAUUGCAGACUUGUCUGUGCACCAAGCAGACCCUGGUGUAGAUACGUGGAAGUCCUUUCUGGCGGAUGCGGCCACUGCCACAAACAGGUCAACCACAGCUGUAGAGAAGGCGGCUAAUGCUGUGGCCAUGGCAGCCAUGGCUAUAGAGAGGGCAGCUUCUGCCAUGGAGGAGCACUAUGGCACCCAGGCAGUGAGGCUGACCCAUCACCCUCCCUCUGACAACAGGCAUUGGCCCCAGUCUCUAGCUGACCUGAGCUACCCACGUGCCCGCCAUUUCCCCACUUCCAUCCCUGGCCAGCAAUUGCCACCAGGUUGUUCCUGGGACUAUAGAGAGACUCCAUGGGCAUGCUGUGUGCACCCUGCCCCACACUGCAGCCACCAUGACUCCUGCAAUGCUUCCACCCCCCAGGGUACCACACAGCAAGCAGGGAGCGUGGCUCUGAGUGGCACGUCCAAAAGGGGCAGCUUUCCCUUCCCAGGGGGGCAGGGAACACCGCUGACAUCCCAUAUGCCUGCACCCUGGCAGGGAGGGAGUGCCAUCAAAAGAUGGCUGCUAAGUGUUGAGGAUGACCUGACUCAGGUCCCCAGCAGUGCAGGGUCUGAACACUCCUCCAUGCAAAUGCAUCUCUCAAGCUCCGUGUCAGGCUGGGGUGAGGUGCAGCCAGUGGGCCACAGGACUCCUAGGCAUCAGGGGGAAUGGUAGUCAGCCCCUUGUCUAUGCCAUGGAUUUGUUUGCAGUUUGCACCAUGUUUUGCUAGGUAGGGUUGGGGAGGAAGGGGACUUGAGCUGACAAUUGUGUGCCUCAGUUUCUCUUCCAGCUUCAGGCCCCAAAUGUACCUCACAGGUCCCCACACGCUCCCCUCCAGCCAGCAUGUGUAGCUAGGUAGGGUCGGGGAGAAGGGAGAGGACAUGAGCUGACAACUGUGUGCCUGAUUUGUUUUUCAGGGAGAUCAGAUCAGAACAGACCCGUGCCUGGCAAGGAGAUUUGACUUUCCAGCCCUUAGCAGUUGAUCAAUCAUUGCAUUUUGGCUCUCCCCUCAAGUCCCCACACCCCCAGCCAUCCCAGCCAUGAAGAUCCAGGUGUCUGUUUCCCUCAGGGCUUGGCAGGGGAGACACAGCAGAGCAAACAAGCCUUUGAAGGUAUCUUUUGAUCUUUAUCCCAGAGGACUGCAUCACACUGUCCUGUAUAUUAAACUCCAGGAAAAGCCACAGCAACACUUUCUAAUUGUGUUAGUUUCCCCAUAGUAAAGACCACAAGUAGCAUUGGCAUUGGCAUUUCCACCCCCUGGGCUACCCCAGCGAGCAAUCAGUGCUUUCUCCCCAGCCUCUGGGAGCAGGGAAGAGCCACAGCAGCUAGGCAGCCUUGGAGGUGCUGGGGGGCAGGGGGCUGGAUCAGGCUUUCCCUUCCUGUGCAGGUCAGUGGAACAGCUGGGACUCCAGCCUCUGCUUUCCUGCCCCCGUCCUG